GGCCAGUGACGUCACGGCCCGGGGCGUCCGUCGUGGGCGGGGCGGUACCGUGCGCGUGGCGGCUGCGUGCGCGGGAGUCAUGGCUGCUCGCAGAGCUCUGCACUUCGUGUUCAAAGUGGGAAACCGCUUCCAGACGGCGCGUUUCUAUCGGGACGUCCUGGGGAUGAAGGUUCUGCGGCAUGAGGAAUUUGAAGAAGGCUGCAAAGCCGCCUGCAAUGGGCCUUAUGAUGGGAAAUGGAGUAAAACAAUGGUGGGAUUUGGGCCUGAGGACGAUCAUUUUGUUGCAGAACUGACUUACAAUUACGGCAUCGGCGACUACAAGCUUGGCAAUGACUUCGUGGGAAUCACGCUCGCUUCUAGCCAGGCUGUCAGCAACGCCAGGAAGCUGGAGUGGCCCCUGACGGAAGUCGCAGAAGGUGUUUUUGAAACCGAGGCCCCAGGAGGAUAUAAGUUCUAUUUGCAGAAUCGCAGUCUGCCUCAGUCAGGUAAUUUUACCAGAACCAGAAAAAGCCUCUACUGGUUCUGUUCUACUGGUAAUUUAUUGAUUUUAUUUCAGUGUAAGCUGGAGCUCCAGGGCAUCAAGGGUGCGGUGGAGCACGCAGCAGCUUUUGGAAGAAUUGCCUUCUCUUGCCCCCAGAAAGAGUUGCCAGACUUAGAAGACUUGAUGAAAAGGGAGAACCAGAAGAUUCUGACUCCCCUGGUGAGCCUGGACACCCCAGGGAAAGCAACAGUACAGGUGGUCAUUCUGGCCGACCCUGACGGACAUGAAAUUUGCUUUGUUGGGGAUGAAGCAUUUCGAGAACUUUCUAAGGUGGAUCCAGAGGGAAGCAAAUUGUUGGAUGAUGCAAUGGCAGCAAAUAAAAGUGACGAGUGGUUUGCUAAACACAAUAAACCCAAAGCUUCAGGUUAAUGGAAGACGUGAUGCAGAGCAAGCCUCUGUGAUUCGUGCCCAGCACCUGUGAGGCCUGACGUGUCAGUUCCUGAUAAAUGUUCUUCCGAUUUGUUUCCCCUACAGGCAAGGAGGCUUGGGUAGUGCAGAUCUGUGUAUUUCAACCUUUGAAAGGUCUGAUGUAUUUUAGAAAUGAAAUCCAAUCAUGAGUGCAGGUAGAGAACGCCUGCUAUAAUCUACAGUGUUGCUGGGACUGCACAUUCUGUAUAUAACUAUGUUCGAUUAGUGACAAAUGAUUGUCCAGACUAGGACAGCGGCAUGAAACAUGACUUUGGUUGGGAUUGCAGAUGGUUAGGGUUAACUCUGAAUCAUGCAGAUUUUUUGAGAGCAGCUGUUCAAGUCAGUCCAAAUUAAUGGCUUGUCAUGGUGCCAUUCCCAGCCCCUGAUAAUGAUAGGCUGUUCUGCUAUCUUCUGGCGGGUUUUGACAUUUUAAAUUUUCUAAAGAAAUUUUAUUCCUUGGACCAAAAGUUUUGGUUAACCAUCCCCAUCUUACUUGCUUUUACAUUUUGAGCAUCCAGAGGAAACAGAAAGGAAUGAGUGUGUGACGUUGCUGCACACCUGGCUCUGUGCAAGUUUCUUUCUGUAUAUAUAUAUUUUUUUGUUUUAUUUUUUUCUGUGUAUAUUUUUAAUCCCGACAGAACAUCAUGUGAGAUUUCCUUAAAAUGGAUUAAACAAUUUCUUCAGCCUGAAAAAAAAGUUUUAAAAAUGUUUUCUUGUAGUUUUGUUUGGUUCUAUAUAACAAAUAGGUUUUAGUCACUCGAAAUGGAAUUAUAUUGUGUAUUCAUCGAAUAAUUAAAUUUUUUUUUUAAAGUAAACUUC
Molecule: messenger RNA, 1768 nt
Organism: Mandrillus leucophaeus (drill)
Lineage: Eukaryota; Metazoa; Chordata; Mammalia; Primates; Cercopithecidae
Gene: GLOD4
Product: glyoxalase domain containing 4
Exons: 9
Coding region: 80-910 (276 amino acids)
Source: RefSeq, a predicted model, not a curated record